AUGCUUGAACAUAGCGGGCGGAUGCUCCAGAAGAACAUCAAACAGAUUUUGGACGCUGCUCCCACGCUAGCUGAAUUGGACUCGUUGUCGAGAAAUCCCAAUGUGGAUGACUUCACUAAAGGUGAGAUCAAGACAAACAACCUAGUCCGCAUGGCUGCAGCACUUAAAACGAAAUAUGCAGCAAAUGGCCUUCCGAUAUUUGAUCAGAUACUUCAGGAGAAAGUAAAGAUCCUGAAACAGGAGGCCGCUAAGGCCCCCAAGGACGAGUCACCACAAGUCAAACCUGCUUCUGAAGAAAAAGAACAGGAGUUUGACAACGUCAUCCCUUUACCCAAAAUCGAGAGCCUGGCUCUCCGAGCAAGGGUUUUCCAGCAUAAGUCCAUGUCAGCCAACAAAACUUAUUUGGAUGACAAGGAGAUCAUCAGUCAGCAUAACGAGAGACUCGAGUUUUUGGGAGACUCUGUCCUCAACACCAUGGUUACCAGGAUCUUGUACGAUAGAUUUCCCUACGCCAAAGAAGGCCAGCUUUCGCAAAUGAGAUCCACACUUGUUUGCAACAAAACGUUAGCUGAAUUCUCCCAAUCAUACAACUUCCAUCUUCUGUUGCGUUGUAACAUCGACGAAGAACAGCUACGCAUCGGAAGACAGAAAGUGUAUGCUGAUAUCUUUGAAGCUUACGUGGGCGCCUUGUCAAUGGAGCGUGGCUACGAUCUUCUGGAGGUUCAAAUGUGGCUCACCUCACUCAUGGAUAAGAUGCUUCGGAAAAUGGGCAAGGAGCUCGAAGGCCAAGCACCUGUGGACCGUAAUGCUAAGGCUGAGCUUUACGCCUUGGUGGGGUCCGCCGCUCUGCAUCCACAGUAUCUUGUGGUCGACAAUGGUAACGGAGUUGAUUCUCACUUUAAGGUUCACUGCGUCAUGGAAGGUGAAGUUUUAGGCGAAGGUGAAGCACCCAACCAUCGUGAUGCUGGACUUCGGGCCGCAAAAGCAGCGCUCCAGAAUAAUAAGUUAAUCGAGAAAUUUAGUCGAAAGAGGGCGGAGACCGAUCGCUCAGCAUCCAUGGUCAGCUCGGCUCAGUCAAGUGAACUGGACGAAUUUCCGCUCGUUGCAUCUGAAAGCAUUCAACCUAACAAGUUUUCAAAAAAUGAACUCUAUGCAUUUUUUGGCAAACAGGUUGGUCUCACGCCAACAUAUGACAUAACUCACACAGACAAUGGGUACAAAGCAGAGUUGAAAGUUAAGGGCAGUGUACUUAGUGUGGCAUACGAUGCCUCUAAAAAGAACGCUCAGAGUCGUGCUGCUACUGUGGUUUUGCAGAACAAGGAGAAGCUUGAUGAGUUUCUCAGAUGGUUGGAAUAA
This is a messenger RNA of Candidozyma pseudohaemuli, 1356 nucleotides long. RefSeq names its product ribonuclease III (gene DCR1). Lineage: Eukaryota; Fungi; Ascomycota; Pichiomycetes; Serinales; Metschnikowiaceae. Gene Ontology annotation, biological process: rRNA processing; regulation of gene expression; primary miRNA processing. The record is from RefSeq and is a predicted model, not a curated record. Gene Ontology annotation, molecular function: ribonuclease III activity; double-stranded RNA binding. Bases 1 to 1356 code for a protein of 451 amino acids. The transcript has a single exon. Gene Ontology annotation, cellular component: nucleus.